This is a messenger RNA of Helobdella robusta, 1158 nucleotides long. RefSeq lists its product as hypothetical. The annotation marks the transcript as partial. Gene Ontology annotation, molecular function: helicase activity. The transcript has 8 exons. NCBI's taxonomy places the organism in Eukaryota, Metazoa, Annelida, Clitellata, Rhynchobdellida, Glossiphoniidae. The record is from RefSeq and is a predicted model, not a curated record.
UUGAACACCCGCCAGCGACUGGCAGUCAUCAGGAUUCUCCAGGGCCAUGCACGGCCGACACCGUACAUCAUCUUCGGACCGCCUGGAACAGGUAAGACAAUAACAGUAGUUGAAUCGAUUCUGCAGGUCCAGCACCAUCUUGCUCACGCACGCAUACUUGCUUGCACGCCGUCCAAUAGUGCCGCUGAUCUGCUGGCUGAGAGGUUGAACUUAGAAAUAAAACGGAUGUUGGGAGGUCUGGUAAUAAAAGUGACGGUUUUCACCCACGUGUUCAUCGAUGAGGCUGGCCAGGCUACAGAACCCGAAUCGAUGAUAGCUGUCGGUCUCGUGAUGUCCCUGCAUGGACAGAUAGUUUUGGCAGGUGACCCGCAGCAGUUGGGUCCCGUUCUUCGAAGCCAGUUUGCCAAGGACUACGGGUUGAAUGUUUCGUACAUGGAGCGCCUCUCUGCCCUACCUUUGUACGAAAGAAACGAGAACAAGUUCAGCAACAGGGGAGGUUACGAUCCACUCUUAAUCACCAAACUCUUGGACAACUACAGGUCACAUCCAUCGCUUAUGUACCUGUCCUCUCACAUGUUCUACCAUGGGGAGCUUGUCAUGAAGGCAGACAAACAGCUGAUGACAUGUUUGUGCAACUGGUCCAUGCUUCCCAACAAAAACAACUUUCCUAUUCUGUUCCAUGGGGUCAGGGGCGAAGAUCUGAGGGAAGGCAACAGUCCUUCGUGGUUCAACCCAUACGAAGUUGCCUUGACUGUGAAGUACUUGGGCAGUCUGCUGAACAACGACGCUUACACAAUCAGCCCUGACGACGUUGGCGUCAUCACGCCCUACAAAAAGCAAGUUGAAAAAAUAAGGCAGACUGCAAUCCGGCACGACCUCCCAAAAGUGAAGGUAGGAUCGGUGGAAGAGUUCCAAGGUCAAGAACGAUUGGCCAUCAUCAUUUCAACUGUCAGAUCGUCCGAAUCACUGCUUGAUCUGGAUCUCAAGUAUACUCUUGGAUUUUUGGGCAACCAGAAAAGAUUCAAUGUAGCUAUCACAAGAGCGCAUUCCUUGCUGGUUGUCAUUGGAAACCCUCACGUCCUCUGCCAAGAUCUAUGUUGGAGUCGUCUCAUUCGCUAUUGCAUCAACAACGAUGCGUACGUCGGUUGUGACUUGCCC